AUGCUACCAACGGAGGAGGAAUACGAAGCCAUUAUGAAGGCCAAGGCGGAGCAGGACGGGGCUACUAUGGGUCCGGCCGAGCAGUUUCUCAUUACACUCUAUUCUAUCAGCCAUCUGAAGCCACGCCUCGAGCUCUGGUUGUUCCGACUUGACUACGAUUCGAUAGAGUCGGAGGUCAGCGAGCCACUGAUGGAUCUGAAACAGGGCAUGAAAGAGAUUACAAACAGCAAAACAAUUCGCUACAUCUUGUCCACUUUGCUGACUAUCGGUAACUUCCUUAACAACAGCUCCCUCCGCGGCUUCAAUUUAGACUACCUGUCCAGACUGCCCGAGGUGAAGGAUACCAAGAACAAGAACAGCCUGCUCCAUCAUGUUUGCUCCAUCGUGUUGGACCAGUUUCCCGACAGCACAGGUGAGCGAAUUGAUCUAAGCUAA
Molecule: messenger RNA, 435 nt
Organism: Protopolystoma xenopodis
Lineage: Eukaryota; Metazoa; Platyhelminthes; Monogenea; Polystomatidea; Polystomatidae
Source: the annotation of a GenBank genome assembly